AUGACGACCGCAGUUCAGCCUGACGACUUGCCCCCGCUUCCCUUGAAGUUCACUUCGAUCCCGGAGCCAAAGGACGACGCCGACACGGAUCGGGUCUCCAUCCCAGCCGUGCCCCCCGAAGUGCCCACCACUCCACCACUGGCACCGAAGAAGACGUCGCCCAAUGGGACGCCGUCGAAGACUCCGCUGAAGUCGCCCUUCCAAAGCAUCCCCGGAGCUUCGCCCUUGAAGGCGCAGGCAGCGCAGGCAUCUCCGCCGGAGCUUCCAGCUCUUCCAGCAGCUGCGACGGAGGUGGCCGCCAAACCAGGCAAAGCUGAGCCCGAAGAGUUGGAGGAGGCCUCGCUAGGUCCCAAGGCUGAGGAUAUCUUCUUGCUUGCCAGGCAGCAGAACUUUGAGGUUGCUUUGAAGCUCCUGGAGGCUUAUCCUGAGUUUUGGCUUUCUCAAGAUGAGGAUGGGCACAGCUUGUUGCAUUGGGCGGCUCUGGUCGGGAACAAGGACUUUGUGGAUGCCGGCCUCGUUCAUCGAGUCCCAGUGGACUCGGUGGCGAAGAAUCUGCAAACGCCGCUGAUGUGGGCCGUGCUCCGUGGCCACGUCGCAGUGGCAAGACAGCUCUUGGCCGCCAAGGCUUCCCUGACCGCAAAAGAUUCCCUGGGUGCAACUGCCUUGAUGAUUGCCGUGCAGCAUAAGUCCUAUCCGAGCAUUUUGUUGUUGAUGCACCGUGGAAAGCACAUUCAAGCUCAGCUGCUGGGCGAAGGCGACAAGAAUGGCUGCACCCCUGCCCACUGGGCGGCUUACAAGGGCGAUUUGACUGCCUUGAAGCUGCUUCACUACUUCAAGGCGGAUCUGCAGGUCUUGGACAGCGCGAAGAUGCUGCCACUGCACCGUGCCGUUUGCGCCUCCCAGGGUUCCGUGGUGGAGUUCUUGGUGGAGCACAAGUCAGAUUUGCAGGCUCGCAAUCAUGAAGGCAAGUCUUGUAUGGACAUUGCGGCUGGAAAAAAUGAUCUUCACAUGCAGGCUUUGCUAAAGCGGCUGGUGCAGAAGACCCCGGGCCCCUUUGGAGGUGGAAAGGUGGAACCUGAAGACAUGGAAGCUGGAAUCAAAGACAAGGCGGAUGACAAGGCCACAAAGAAAGGUGGUUUUUUCAAAGGCCUUAUGCAGGACCAAGCUGCGCACAAGAUCUUCCCGGUCUUUUGGUUGGUAUGCGUGUCACUGGCAGUCUUCCAGUACAUCAUGGACAUUCGCAAAGCAAGCUACGAGGUGGCACCCACCACAUCCUUCAUGUUUGAGAUGCUCGUUCCUGUGACCCUGGCCGUUUUCACCUUCGUCGCCUUGGGGGAUCCUGGCAAGGUGCCAUCCCGACCCCAGGGAAACUCUGGUGUUGAGGAGCUCAUGAAGGCACUGGACACGGAUGCGGCAGACAUCGACCCUCCUGACGUGAACCGUUUGUGUACUACAACAUGGGUGCUAAAAGGGCUGCGUACGAAAUAUUGUGUGCAGACGGGUGCCUGUGUUGAGGAGUUCGAUCACUACUGUGUUUGGCUCAACAAUACCAUCGGAAAGGCCAAUCAUCGCCAGUUUGUGGGCUUGGCCAUUGUGGAGUUUCUGACUCAGGUGAUGCACAUUCGCCUCUGUUUGUUGAUGGCAACAACCUUGGUACCAUACACCUCCUUUGGACAAUUCAUUUGGGGUGUGCUCACCGGAUAUCCCUUGCUGACGCUCAUUGUCUUGGUACAUUGUAUUACUGCACCGUGGGUCUUCAUGCUGACACUCCAUCAAGCUCGUUUGGUCAUGAUGAACUUGACGACCAACGAGAUGAUGAACAUGCACAGGUAUGAGCACUUCUGGGUGGUCCGGCAGAUGGCAACAGGCCAUGCGCACAAAUCCUUUCGCAACCCCUUUAACAAGGCGACCGGCUCGAGCCGUGGGGCAGUGCCUGGAAGAACUGCUUGGACUUCUGGUGGUACCGACAACGCGGAGAAGUCUCCUGGCAGCAGGGAUUUAUCUGGCCGCGGAUUUCGGAGGUUGAAACCACCAAGCCAGGUCGUUGAACAGCGUAUGGAGUGCAUGGACAUCUCUGGGUGCACCAGUGGAUAUCAGUGGUUCAGGCUUCCCGAUGAGCGCUUGCUUCUCGUGGCACUGAGCUUGGUCGCCUAUGUUGGCGCAAAGGGCGCCGACUACUACGCUGUGUUGGGAGUACCCAGAAAUGCCGACCAGGGGGCCAUUAAAAAAGCCUAUCGGAGCAAAUCCUUGGAAUACCAUCCCGACAAAUGCGAGGGGGACAAGGACGAGUGUCAGACCAAAUUCAUCGAGGUUUCCACCGCGUACGAGGUUCUCUCUGAUGCUGAAAAGCGCAAGGUCUAUGACCAGCAUGGAGAGGAGGGUCUGAAAGAAGGGCAUCAGUCCAAUGAACAGGCGAAGGCCAUGUUCCGGCAGUUCUUUGGGCGAGAGCCUGAUGGCAAUGUCCGAAUUAUCCGUAGAGGUGGUCAGAUGAUGUUCCAGGAAGAAGGAGAACCUGGUCCGAAGGAAGACAUAUAUGGUGACACCAAUGUCACGGAGAUGAACAAAGACUUGUACAAUUCCCAGAUCAAUGAUCGCAUUGAACCCUGGAUCGUCCAGUUCUACAAACCGAACAAUGACGCGUCGCGCGAGGCCAAAGAGGAGUACGUGAAAUUCGCGGACACCUUCAAGGACUUCCUGAACGUGGCGUCAGUGAACUGCCGGCAGCAACGGGAGGUAUGUUCCAAGGCAUCGAUCAAUGAGUUUCCAGCCUUUCGAUGGUUUGGGGAGGACAAGGACUCUGCUCCGGAAGUCUUUGAUGAGGGCGCAGCCAACGCCAAAAAUCUGGGGAAGUGGGCCAAUAGCCUGAUGCCGGACUACACUCAGCUCUUGCAGGAGAAGCAUGAGUUGAGGAAGUGGCUGGACAACGUCAAGGGACCCCACAUCAUUCUGUUUACGGACAAGAGCGCGUCUCCGCCGAUGUGGAAGGCCUUAAGCCGAGAGUUCAAGAACCGCACAGCUUUGGCCACGGUGCCUCGCUGUGAUAAGACUGGUGUCUUCAAGCCGCCGCUGCAGCGCGAGUACGACGUGAAGAUUCCACAGGUCAUUCGGAUUGAUCCGCUGGAUGACACCGGCAAGGUUGCUGAGAAAUUCACGCUCACCUUAAAGAAGGAGUCCAUACACCUGUGGCUGCUGAAAGCCAUUGCCUUGGGCAAGAAGGCCGGACCCCAAGCGACCUUCAAGGAACUCUCAAAGGAGCGGCUAGAGGCUGGUGAUUGUGGACCCACGGACAGCCAAUUCUGCUUUCUUUGGCUUAAGGCCGGUGCAGACGCUGCGGUGGAAGAAGCAACGAGGCAGCUAGCGCAGAAGUACCGCACAGAUCCCAUCAAGAUGAUGUGGGCCAACGUGGAGCUCAAUCCAUCCAUCUUAGACGCUUUCGGCCUGCAUGAAAGCGAUGCCAUGGACUUCUUUGUGGCGCUUCGGUCCAAGAGGUCAAGGUUUAAGGUGCAUAGCGGUCUCAUGCGUUUUGCCGAGCUGGAUGCCUUUGUGGAUGGCGUUUUGAGUGGCGGACCCUUGGAGCAAAAACUGCAGGUCCCCAAGAUCGAGCUUUGA
This is a messenger RNA of Cladocopium goreaui, 3609 nucleotides long. The record is from the annotation of a GenBank genome assembly. NCBI's taxonomy places the organism in Eukaryota, Dinophyceae, Suessiales, Symbiodiniaceae.